Molecule: messenger RNA, 1488 nt
Organism: Sus scrofa (pig)
Lineage: Eukaryota; Metazoa; Chordata; Mammalia; Artiodactyla; Suidae
Source: RefSeq, a predicted model, not a curated record
UUUUCCUAGUUCUCCUCCACCUGGAAAUGCCAGAGUCUUCCAGAAAUCAGAGUGAAAUGGCCUGGAACAAUCAGUCAGUCAUAAGGGAAUUCAUACUACAGGGUCUCUCCAGUGCCUGGGAACUCCAGAUCUUCUAUUUCCUGUUUUUCUCCAUAGUCUAUGCAGCCACUGUACUGGGGAACCUCCUCAUUCUGCUCACCAUCGUGUCAGAGCCACGCCUUCACUCCCCCAUGUACUUUCUGCUGGGCAAUCUCUCCUUCAUUGACAUGUCUCUGGCCUCAUUUGCCACCCCCAAAAUGAUCGCAGAUUUCCUCAGUGAGCACAAAGCCAUCUCUUUUGAAGGGUGCAUCACCCAGAUAUUCUUCUUGCAUUUCUUAGGGGGCACUGAGAUUGUACUGCUGAUAUCCAUGUCUUUUGAUAGGUAUGUGGCUAUUUGUAAGCCUCUACGUUACUUAACCAUCAUGAGCCGGAGAAUGUGUGUUGGGCUUGUGACACUUUCCUGGAUUGUUGGCAUCUUCCAUGCUAUGAGUCAGUUAGCAUUUACUGUAAAUCUGCCCUUCUGUGGGCCCAAUGAAGUGGACAGUUUCUUUUGUGAUCUCCCCUUGGUGAUUAAACUUGCCUGCGUAGACACAUACAUCCUGGGAGUGUUCAUGAUCUCAACCAGUGGCAUGAUUGCCCUGGUGUGCUUCAUCCUCUUGGUGAUCUCUUACACUGUCAUCCUGGUCACCGUGAGACAACAUUCCUCCGGUGGGUCCUCCAAAGCCCUCUCCACUUGCAGUGCCCACUUCACCGUUGUAGCCCUUUUCUUUGGCCCAUGCAUUUUUAUCUAUGUGUGGCCUUUCACAAAUUUCCCAAUAGAAAAAGUGCUCUCGGUAUUUUAUACCAUUUUCACUCCCCUUUUGAAUCCCGUAAUCUAUACUCUUAGAACUAAAGACGUCAAAGAUUCCAUGAGAAAACUUAGCAGCCGUGUCUUUAAGUCUAGGAAGACUGAUCAUACCCCUUGAAUUCCUCAUGCAAAAAUGAGCAUCUGUUCCCCUCACUCAGUUGGUCAACAUAGUGAUGCUACUGCAAGAUGGAUGAAGACAGAACUAUUUCUGUAAUCAGUCUCAGUAGUCCCUCAAUAUCAGUAAUAUUAAGAGUUCCUCACACAACCUAAUAUUUACUAUGGAGCAUUAUCAAAUCUAAACCCCAAAUUUUAUCCCACAAGGACUCACUUUUUAGAGUAUUCAAGACUUUUCAGGUGUAAGCAUUUAUUUGAGUAUUAAGUGAAAUAUCUGUAUGUUUUAAGAAAGAAUAGAUUUCCUCCCAGUCUCUUAUAAUUGUCUCUAAAAAGGGGGCAAGUGUGAAAGUUCCAACACCUGUACUCUCAAGCAUCCAUGCAUUUUUAAUUGCUGACAAAGAAGCUGAUAAAUGAAUUGUUCUAGUUCAGACUCCAGAAGAAAAUGGAGGGUUCUUGGUAAGUGAAAAUGUUUGCUCUUUAAUGUUUUU